This is a messenger RNA of Setaria italica (foxtail millet), 3703 nucleotides long. RefSeq names its product receptor kinase-like protein Xa21. Lineage: Eukaryota; Viridiplantae; Streptophyta; Magnoliopsida; Poales; Poaceae. The transcript has 2 exons. The record is from RefSeq and is a predicted model, not a curated record. Bases 66 to 3398 code for a protein of 1110 amino acids. Gene Ontology annotation, biological process: protein phosphorylation. Gene Ontology annotation, molecular function: receptor serine/threonine kinase binding; ATP binding; protein kinase activity.
CAGGUCCUGCAACCGCCACUGCCACAACUAACGCUGCGGUGGUCAGUACGGACCACCUCGCGCUCAUGGCAUUCAAGUCCCUCAUAAAGAGUGAUCCAUCGCAGGCUUUAGCGUCAUGGGGAAACCGGUCCGUUCCGAUCUGCCAAUGGCACGGUGUGGCGUGCGGUGUCCUCGGCCACCGUCGUGGCCAUGUUGUUGCACUGGACCUUGCUGAGCUCAACCUUCUCGGCACCAUCUCACCUUCAAUCGGUAACCUCUCGUACUUGAGACAUCUUAGCCUCCGCAGGAACCGCCUACAUGGAGUCCUGCCUCCAGAGCUUGGUCAUCUGCAGGAGCUGAAGCACUUGAGCCUCAGCUACAACUUCAUCGAAGGGCAGAUCCCGGUGUCGCUUUCAAACUGCAGCAGAAUGAAGAACAUGUUGCUCUACAGCAACAAAUUUCGAGGACAAAUACCAGGAGAGUUGGGCUCGUUACACAACCUUGAGGUACUCGCUGUUGGAAUUAAUAGACUCACUGGAAGCAUCCCAUCCAGCAUUUGGACCCUACUGAAUCUGCAAAUGCUCAUCGUAGAAUAUAAUAAUCUUACAGGAGAAAUCUCGCCAGAGAUAGGCAACCUUGCCAAUCUUACCGUGCUUGGCUUCGGUUCCAAUCAAUUCUCAGGACCCAUCCCUGCCUCAAUAGGAAACCUUUCAGAACUGAACUUCUUUAGCUUCUCUACAAAUAACCUCACGGGAAGCAUCCCCCCACUCGAAGGCUUGUCAUCCCUCACUGUGUUUGAACUAGAUAGAAAUAACCUCAAAGGGAGAAUCCCGGCAUGGUUAGGAAACCUCUCAUCAUUAGUUACUUUAAAUCUUGAUAGAAAUAGCCUGGAAGGGAACAUCCCAGAAGCACUAGGAAACCUUGGCAUGCUUACAGUUCUGUCUCUAUCAACUAACAAUCUUCAAGGGACCAUACCUCAUUCUAUUGGAAACCUUCAUUCCCUUCAGAAUCUUCAUAUAGACUAUAAUAAUGAACUAGAAGGUCCUUUACCACCUUCAAUAUUCAAUAUGUCCUCUCUUGAAGUUCUUGACCUACAAGGCAACCGCCUAAAUGGGUCCUUUCCACCUGAUUUGGGCAACACUCUUCCGGCACUCCAAUUAUUCCUAGCAAGUGAAAAUCAAUUUCAUGGCUCAAUCCCACCCUCCCUGUGCAAUGCCUCUAUGAUUCAGUGGAUUCAAACAGUAGACAACCUUUUAUCAGGAACUAUUCCUGAUUGUUUAGGUGUCAACCAGAAGAACUUGUCAGUGCUGACCUUUGCGGAGAAUCAGCUAGAAACAAGAAAUGACCGUGAUUGGGGUUUCAUGUUUAGCCUGACUAACUGCAGCAGUUUACAGCUAUUGGAUGUUGGUGACAACAGGCUUAGAGGUGAGCUACCAAAUUCAGUUGGCAAUCUUUCCAAAAGUAUGUGGUAUUUUGGCGUAAAUUUUAACAGUAUAACAGGAAACAUACCUGAAGGGAUAGGGAAUCUGGUCGGCUUGAAUUUCAUUAAUCUGGGUAACAAUCUUUUUGACGGCCCUAUUCCUGACUCACUGGGGAAACUCAAGAAGCUGAAUCGAUUGUACCUUUCAAUCAAUAAUCUUUCAGGAUCCAUUCCAUCAAGUAUCAGCAAUCUUCAAAUGCUAAAUUUAUUAAGCCUUGGAGGCAAUGCACUUGGUGGAGAAAUACCCCCUAGUCUAAGUAGUUGUCCUUUGCAAGUAUUGGAUUUGUCAUACAACAGCCUUACAGGGUCAAUACCGAAAGAACUUUUCUUCAUAUCUACCAUGUCUGAUUCCCUGCAUUUAGAACACAAUUUUUUAAGUGGAUCCCUACCAUCCGAUGUGGGAAAUCUAAAAAAUCUUAGACUACUUGAUUUAUCCGAUAAUAGAUUUUCUGGAGAGAUCCCAUCAUCCCUGGGUGAAUGCCACAGCUUGCAGCAUUUGAAUACAUCUGGAAACUUCAUUCAAGGAAAAAUUCCGCCAUCACUUCAGCAACUAAGAGGCCUCCAGGUACUUGACCUUUCCCAUAAUAACUUGUCUGGGAGCAUCCCAACGUUCCUUGAGAGCAUGAGUGGACUUGUCAGUUUGAAUCUUUCAUUCAACAACCUGGAGGGUGAUGUUCCAAAAAAUGGAAUUUUUAGCAAUGCAUCGGCUGUCUCGAUUGUGGGAAAUGAUGGCCUAUGUAAUGGAAUCCCUCAACUGAAGUUGCCACCCUGCUUGAGCCACUCUACAAAUAAAAAGAAGCCAACAUGGGAGCUUGCCAUAACAAUAUCCACUUGCAGUGUGAUUCUAUUUAUCAUAUUAGUAACUACAGUGUUGGUACACCACUACCAUACCAAGAAGGAAAAGUCAAAGGCACAAAUACCACUUAUCAGCGAGCCGCAUAUGAGAAUUUCUUAUGCUGAAUUGGCCAGUGCAACAAACAGUUUUGCUUCUGAGAAUCUAAUCGGAGCAGGAAGCUUUGGCUCAGUCUACAAGGGAAGUAUGACAAGCAAUGGGCAGCAACUUCUUGUUGCUGUGAAGGUGCUCAACCUAACACAACGUGGCGCCUCUCAAAGUUUUUUCGCGGAAUGUGAGACUCUGAGGUGUAUUCGGCAUAGGAAUCUAGUGAAGAUAUUGACAGUGUGCUCAAGUAUUGAUUUCCAUGGUGGUAACUUCAAGGCCCUUGUAUACGAGUUCCUACCAAAUGGAAAUUUAGACCGCUGGGUACACCAACAUCCCAUUGAGGAUGGUGAACAUAAGGCCACAGAUAUCAGCUUGAGAGCGCAAAUUGCAAUUGAUGUGGCAUCAGCACUGGAAUAUCUUCAUCAAAGCAAGCCUUUGCCAAUCAUUCACUGUGAUCUUAAGCCAAGCAAUGUUCUCCUUGACAGUGGCAUGGUUGCUCAUGUUGGGGAUUUCGGACUUGCAAGGUUUCUACAUCAGGAUGCAGACAAAUCAAGUGGUUGGGCAUCAAUGAGAGGAACAAUUGGUUAUGUGGCCCCAGAGUAUGGCCUCGGUAAUGAAGCCUCAACUCAUGGCGACGUGUAUAGCUACGGGAUACUAUUGUUGGAGUUAUUCACUGGAAAAAGACCAACAGACAGUGAAUUUGGAGAAGGCCUUGGCCUUCACAAAUAUGUAGAAAUGGCACUGCCAGACAGGGUGGCUACUGUGGUGGACAAACACUUGUUACAGGAGAUAAAAGAUGGUGAAGGGAGCGCCUCAAACUCCACAAGAGUUGCAGACAUGAAAAUUUCUUGCAUCACUUCAAUUCUACAAGUUGGGGUCCAAUGUUCAGAGGAGAUACCGACAGACCGCAUGGAAAUCACUGAUGCUGUUAAAGAGUUACAGGGCAUCAGAGACAGACUUCAGAAACAUCUAUGCAGGGAAGAAACACAAUUGAGCUGAGGUAUUCCAAUGUCUCGCUAUUACUACAUGACAACCACAUGGCACCUUGCUAAAUCUAACCAGACGGUAAACGACUGCAUCCGCUGGACCUUGCUAUUGGGGAAACCAGGCAACCAAUAAACACAACAGAAGGUGUUGGAAGCUGGUAUCUCAGCAACUUCUUUGCUAUAUUCUAUCUAGGACGGGGUUUCACAAAAGGAUCGACCUUGUUCCCUAUAAGAUCCUAAUGUUGUAAUUGCUGUUCCAGUUAAAUUAUUUAAUUAUAUCGAGCGACUGUCAUGGACAUGAUUAGUUGAUUACCACUA